Anguilla anguilla (European eel) is the source of this 1752-nucleotide messenger RNA. RefSeq names its product solute carrier family 22 member 5-like. The coding region runs from base 1 to 1680 and encodes 559 amino acids. Gene Ontology annotation, molecular function: transmembrane transporter activity. Lineage: Eukaryota; Metazoa; Chordata; Actinopteri; Anguilliformes; Anguillidae. Gene Ontology annotation, cellular component: membrane. The transcript has 10 exons. The record is from RefSeq and is a predicted model, not a curated record. Gene Ontology annotation, biological process: transmembrane transport.
AUGGAAGACUACGAUGGGGAGAUAGCGUUUCUCGGCAACUGGGGCCGAUUUCAGCAGAUUGUCUUUUUCCUGCUAUGCGCCAGUGCUGUGCCAAACGGAUUCAACGCUCUCUCCAUCGUGUUCCUGGGAGACAGCCCACCCCAUCGCUGUCUGAUCCCAGAGGCGGCUAACAUCACUGAGGAGUGGAGACAGGCCAGCAUUCCCACACAGGUGGUGAACGGGGAGACGGAGUACAGCAGGUGCACAAGAUACAGGCUGGACCUGAUCUCAAACUUCUCAGCCCAGGGCCUGUCCCCCAGUAAGGAUGUCAACCUCUCUGAAGUGCCACUCGAGGGCUGCUCUAAUGGGUGGACCUACAGUAAGGAGAUCUACCAGUCCACCAUAGUCACUGAGUUUGACCUCGUUUGUGACAAUGAAUGGAAACAGCCCUUCACUACCUCCAUCUACUUCUUCGGUGUGCUGUCUGGGUCUUUUUUUUCUGGACAACUUUCAGACAGGUUUGGGAGAAAGCCAAUCCUUUUCAUUACCAUGGCGAUUCAGACGCUCUUUACCUUCAGUCAGGUGUUCUCACCAUCAUGGGAGGUCUUCUCUGUGCUCUUCUUUAUCGUAGGACUGGGACAGAUCUCCAACUACGUGGCCGCAUUCGUACUGGGAACAGAGAUCCUGACUGGGCCUCCGCGGAUGAUUUACGGCUCCCUGGGAGUGUGUGGCUUCUUUGCUUUUGGCUACAUGAUGCUGCCACUCUUUGCCUACUUUUGCAGGGAUUGGAGGACGCUCCUAAUUGUCAUGUCUUUGCCAAGCGUGGUCUACAUCCCGCUUUGGUGGUUCAUCCCGGAGUCCCCCCGAUGGCUUCUCUCUCAGGGCCGGGUGGAGGAGGCAGAGGCCAUUUUGAGAGAUGCUGCCAAGAAGAACAGAGUCACAGCCCCGGAGGUCAUCUUCGCCGAAACAGAGGGUGAAAAGGAACAAUUUAAAAGAGAGGAAUUCCAUGGCUUUCUUGAACUCCUGAAGACCAGUAACAUCCGUCACAUCACGCUAAUAUUUUGUCUAGUGUGGUUUACUCUAAAUGUAGGUUACUUUGGCCUGUCCCUGAACACAUCCAAACUACAUGGAGACCCUUAUCUAAACUGUUUCAUCUCCGCUGCCACUGAGAUCCCAGCUUAUACUGCCAGCUGGUUGGCCCUCCAAUAUUUACCCAGAAGGCUGUGCUCUAUCGUCAAGAUGCUCAUAGGAGGCGCAAUUCUUUUCCUCAUUCAGCUUGUACCUUCAGAUCUGCCCUCCCUGGCUAUUUCACUUGAAAUGAUAGGGAAAUUUUGUUUGGCCAGUGCAAGCGCCUUGAUAUACCCUUAUACAGGAGAGCUGUACCCCACCAUAAUGAGAAACACCGCGGUGGGGACCUGCAGUACGGCCUCUCGAGUGGGUGCUGCCAUCGCUCCAUACUUUGUCCACCUGGGUACAUAUAACAAGAAUUUGCCUUACAUUCUGCUGGGAAGCCUCACCAUUAUAUCAGCGGUCAGCGUUCUCUUUCUACCAGAGAGCUUUGGGCUCCCCUUGCCGGAGACUAUAGAGCAGAUGCCAAAAAGAGAGCGGAUAAAAUGGCCGUGUCUAUCCAGCAAACAGAAAAAUCCUCAAAAAGAAGGCAAAACUCACUCAGUGAAAAUCCUUGAGGAAACCUGGAUGUAGUCACCAGAACUAUCUUUGCAUGACAAAUCAUGUUGUGAGAGUUAGGGAUGUAACGAUUUCAGUACGACACAU